Lagopus muta (rock ptarmigan) is the source of this 16441-nucleotide messenger RNA. It is a transcript of the gene IL1RAPL1, whose product is annotated as interleukin 1 receptor accessory protein like 1. NCBI's taxonomy places the organism in Eukaryota, Metazoa, Chordata, Aves, Galliformes, Phasianidae. Gene Ontology annotation, biological process: signal transduction; negative regulation of exocytosis. Gene Ontology annotation, molecular function: interleukin-1 receptor activity. The transcript has 11 exons. The record is from RefSeq and is a predicted model, not a curated record. Bases 467 to 2557 code for a protein of 696 amino acids.
CAAGUUGUUAAACUUUAAGGUGGCGAUCGCUGUGAACCGCGGCUCGCUGCUGUGGUGCUAAGGGGGUUAAUGGCACUGGCGGUGGUGGGGGAUUGCCAUCGCUCCCGUGCAUCCUGCAAGGAAACUGUGAACUGGGAGGCGAUGAGGGAAAAAAACCAAAAACACAGCAACAACACAACAACCUCGUCCUAAGUGUCACUAGGCUGGAAAUCUCCCUUCCACCUGCUCCUGUACGGUGUUUUUCUUUUCCAUCCAAUAACUCACCUGCGGGAACCUCAGACCACGUGCACGGGAGUUGCAGAUUUGCAAACAGAGAUGCUAUCUGCGGUGCUUCGUGCAUCUGUGCUGGGGCUGCGUGGGAGUCAUUCCUCUGUUGGCUGUGGUGUGAGCGAGGAAAGGAGAGGAACAAGCGGCUGAGAGCACAAGGGAAGCACUUCAGCCUGGAGCAGCUGUGGAAAGAGAGAAGAUGAAAGUUCCUAUUCCAAACUUGAUUCUCUUGUAUGCUACUCUAACUCAGAGCUUGAAGGUUGUGACCAAAAGAGGAUCAGCUGAUGGAUGCACUGACUGGUCUGUGGAUUACAAGAAAUAUCAAGUUCUAGUGGGAGAACCUGUUCGUAUAAAAUGUGCGCUCUUUUAUGGAUACAUUAGAGCUAAUUACUCCCUAGCCCAAAGUGCUGGACUCAGCUUGAUGUGGUACAAAAGCUCUGGGCCAGGAGAUUUUGAGGAACCUAUAGCUUUUGAUGGAACUAGAAUGAGCAAAGAAGAAGAUUCUAUUUGGUUCCGACCAACAGUGGUACAAGACAGCGGACUCUAUGCAUGUGUUAUAAGAAACUCAACUUAUUGUAUGAAAGUGUCCAUUUCGCUGACGGUGGGUGAAAAUGACACUGGACUCUGCUACAAUUCAAAGAUGAAAUAUUUUGAAAAAGCUGAACUUAGCAAAAGCAAGGAAAUCUCAUGUCCUGAAAUAGAGGACUUUUUGUUUCCAUUUAGGGAGCCUGAGAUUCUGUGGUACAAGGAAUGCAAGUCAAAGACAUGGAGAUCAAGUAUUGGGUUUAUAAAGGACACUCUUGUCAUUCGGGAAGUUAGAGAGGAUGACAUUGGAAAUUACACUUGUGAGGUAAAAUAUGGCAUCUUUGUUGUCAGAAGAACUACGGAAUUAACAGUUACAGCGCCACUAACAGAUAAACCACCAAAGCUUUUACACCCAUUGGAAAGUAAGCUAACAAUUCAGGAGACCCAUUUGGGGGGUUCUGCUAAUCUGACCUGCCGAGCUUUCUUUGGAUAUAGUGGAGAUGUCAGUCCUUUAAUCUACUGGAUGAAAGGGGAGAAGUUUAUUGAAGAUUUGGACGAUAGUCGAGUCUGGGAAAGUGAUAUCAGGGUUCUCAAGGAACAUCUUGGGGAACAGGAAGUUUCUAUCUCAUUGAUUCUCAAUUCUGUGGAAGAAGGAGACCUCGGCAAUUACUCAUGCUAUGUUGAGAAUGGAAACGGACGCCGGCACGCCAGUAUUCUCCUACAUAAAAGGGAGCUGAUGUAUACAGUUGAGCUUGCUGGUGGGCUUGGUGCUAUUCUGCUGCUGCUUGUUUGUUUAGUGACUAUCUACAAGUGUUACAAGAUAGAGAUUAUGCUCUUCUACAGGAAUCAUUUUGGAGCUGAAGAACUAGAUGGAGACAACAAGGACUAUGAUGCAUAUCUAUCUUAUACCAAAGUGGAUCCUGAUCAGUGGAAUCAAGAAACUGGAGAAGAAGAAAGAUUUGCUCUUGAGAUCUUACCAGAUAUGCUUGAAAAGCAUUAUGGAUACAAGUUGUUCAUACCAGACAGAGAUUUGAUUCCCACAGGAACCUACAUUGAAGACGUGGCAAGAUGUGUAGACCAAAGCAAGCGACUGAUCAUCGUCAUGACCCCAAAUUAUGUGGUAAGAAGAGGCUGGAGCAUCUUUGAACUGGAAACAAGGCUUCGGAACAUGUUAGUCACAGGAGAAAUUAAAGUGAUACUGAUUGAAUGCAGUGAACUGCGAGGAGUUAUGAACUAUCAGGAGGUUGAGGCCCUGAAACAUACCAUCAAGCUCCUCACUGUCAUUAAAUGGCAUGGACCAAAAUGCAACAAGUUGAAUUCCAAAUUCUGGAAACGUUUACAGUACGAAAUGCCUUUUAAGAGGACUGAACCCAUCACACACGAGCAGGUUUUAGAUGUCAGUGAGCAGGGGCCCUUUGGGGAACUGCAGACAGUCUCCGCAAUUUCAAUGGCUGCUGCCACCUCUACUGCUCUUGCCACUGCUCAUCCAGAUCUACGCUCCACCUUUCAUAACACAUAUCAUUCACAGAUGCGCCAGAAACACUAUUAUCGAAGCUAUGAAUAUGAUGUACCUCCUACCGGCACCCUGCCGCUUACCUCAAUAGGUAACCAGCAUACCUACUGCAACAUCCCUAUGACACUUAUAAACGGGCAGCGGCCACAGACAAAAACUAACAGGGAGCAGAAUCCAGAAGAGGCUCACACAAACAGUGCGAUACUGCCCCUCUUGCCACGGGAGACCAGUAUAUCAAGUGUCAUUUGGUGACGGAAAUGCAAGGGGCUGUCCAUCCCCUUGAGUAGAAGCUGAGUCUGCAGUCCGGUGCCUGGAACUACAUCCUCGACUGCUGCUGUUAAACAUGCAUUACAAUCGAUAAUAUAUGAGGAAAAACAGGGUCUUGUACAUACGUUUUUUGCAAUUUCUUUGUAGCAUCGGUCUUCCUGUUUUACCCAUGUUCUCUUCCCAUACACAUUUUCGACUUUGUUUUAUAUGUCAUUGGAAUUUGUAUAUUUACAUUUUUUUAAUGAAGAGACUGCUGUAUAGAUAGGAAACUUUUUGGCUUCAUUAGUAUAGUUUUAGACUUUUUUUUUUUUGUUCGUUUUUAACCUCUCUUGGGAAUGCUUGGACAAAGCUAUGUUGAUAUCAGAUGCGCCAUCCAUUUUGUUGGCCUGCCUAGCCUGAUUCCUGAAGGCCAUGCCUGCUGCAAUUCACCUGUUUUGGGUAAUAUUUGUUCUUAGAAUGAUCCCAUCCCUCACUGAGAGCCUUUGUUUCAUUUCUUCCCCUGUAAUGUGCAUCACUCCCUGCUCUUACAAUGGCCCCAUUUGGGGUAACACUACAGUCUGAUCAUCUAACAUUUAACUUGGUAGAAACUUGUUAAACAGACUAUACCCAAUCUGUAUCAGUUGCUUCACAGUAGUCACUACAGAACAUGUAGAAAAUAGAGAUGGUUUGAUUUUUGCUUUCUUGGGGGAUUUAUUUUUUUGUUUUUGUUUUAAGAAUGAGUCAAUUGUCCCCCUUUUAUAAAUAUAAAAGCAAGCCCUAUUUUUAACACUUCCUGGAAAAGUAUUAAUGUGGUCGUGGAUUUUAUUUUUAAGCAUUUGACUUUUUUCUUUCCCUCCUUUAAAAACCCUGCAAAUAAGAUUAUUUCCAAUUUUUAGGAAAGCAAGACAAGUCAGGCAAUAGGCACUGAAGUGCAGUGAGUCCUGUUGAUAUUUACAGUGAUGAUUUCCAAACCAAAGGGGAAUAAAAAGGCAGUAUCUUAGAUGGUUGCCAUUAUGUAUUAAAGAAAGUGUUAUUUUCUGAAAAAGGAAGUGCAAAACAUUAUUUUGCUGUGGAUUGCAGAGUCCCCUUGUAUUUUAAUGUUCAAAAUUGUAUUUGCUUUAAAAUGAUAUAUUCAAGAUGAAAAAAUACUAUUUAAUUUGGUUUUAGCUUGUAACAAUAAGUAAAGCUUAAUUUUAACAUGAUUUCAGUAAGAACUCAGGCAAAGAAGAAAAAAAAAAACAAAACAUGAACACCAACAAAUAUAAUUGUUUUCAGAAUAAACUUUAUUUAUACAAAAUUAAUAUUUAAAUAAGACUUUGAAGUAUUAAAAACAAUUUAUUCACUUUAAUGAAUAAAUAAAUUAGUUUUAUUUUUUAUGUAUGUUUCUAUCUUUGAGGAGUUGCAGAUAAUGCGUUUACCAUGGUUGCCAGGGAAAAAACAAACCACUGUCUUUAUAUCUGGGCAUCUUUAAGACAAAUGAACCAAGCGACUUAUAUUUUAAAUAAAGGAAGAGUCCUUUAUGGUUUGAGAAAGAGCACAGAGCACUGUUGUAGCUGUACACGGUAUUCAGGCCAAGCUGUCUGCCAGUCUCUGCUAGCAGAAGCAGAAGAGCAGAGGCAGAAUUGCUGCUUGCAGCACACUCUCAUAGAGUCGUGGGUUUGAUUGACUCUGGCAAAAAUGUAGCUGGUAGCCUGGCAGACAAACCUGAUCGUCUGUUUCUGCAAUUAAUUAGCUUUAGGAAUUUUUAUGGUAGCUGACUGAUAUUAGCCAAUAUAAGGGAUGUGUGGGGUUUGUUCAUCUUAAUUGUCUCAAGGAGAAAAGUACAGCUUAUAAUAUUUUGGUCUUCUUAAUGAGAAGUAAUGAGUAGAGAAGAGGUAAACUGCAGUCUGGGGGAUGUUUGUGGGAGUAAUCCAGAGCUGACAGCGUGGGAGGAUGUAACUAUGAUCGUGUUGUGAAAGUCAAGAAGUCUCAGUAUGUGCAUAACAAGCCAAUAGAGCUUUGGGAUGUGCACUGAUUUUUGCUUGCUUUAAAAUGUUCAUUUCUCUGACAAUUUGCUCAAAUCCUUUUCUACCAUCUAUCAUGGUGUCUCCCUCUGGACAUGUGCCAAAUGUCCACAAAAUGGAAAUGAAGCUGCCAGGCCAGAUGAAAUUCUAAAAGAGCUUUGCACUUUUGUUUUCUUCAUAGUGUAAGAAAGCUAUUAUUUAUUCACUCUUACAGACACCUGUCAGGCACUGAUGGCAUUUUUCUUCAUUCAACUGAAUGCCAAAUGUACCAGUACCCUCUAAAAACAAUUUUUUUUUCUUUUUUCCUUCAUUUUCCUUCCCUCUUACAUACCCUGUAGAAAAGACUGGGAUGUGGAAUAAAUGUAGAAUGUAUCUAUCUGACCACAGUCAUUUUUAGGCAGUGUUAGGUAGUUUGUUCCUUAGCCACACGGGGAAUACUUUUCUGUUCUAUUUUAAUGCAAAUUUAAGCACUUUGAAUAGCAUGAUUCAGGGACUGAUGGAUACAAUUUGAUAUUCACAGUACUUUUUUAAAAAAAGAGAUUUUCUUUAUAAUACUUUUAUUAUAAUAUUAAAAAAAAAAUAAGAAGAAGGAAGGAAAGAAAGAGAGAGAGAAGGAAAGAAAAGAAGAAAGAAAGAAAUGUAGAAGCUAUCUAUUACUUCAAAAACAUUCCUUCUUAGUAUUCCUCCUCUAUGAACAGCUCAGCUCUGUGUGGGAAACAGUGAAGGAAACUGCUGUGUGUUCAACAUACUCUGUGUUUGACAAAAGUUCUAUUGGAACAAAAAAUAAAACGGAAAAACAUUAUCUUUCAUUGCCCUAGGGGUUAGGCUCCAUCCUUUAUUGGUGAAGGUGUUCCAGUUUUGACCCUACAGUCCGAAGUGUGCAUGCAAUAGACACAUUUAAGAUUUAGCCAUAAACAAAUAGCACUUUAUUUUUAAAACUACACAGUGUGAUGAUUGGAGAAACUUACUCUGGCUGGUCAAGGAUUUGGGGUCUGUAUACGUGGAUUCUAUGCACAUGAUUUACACAAAUGUGGCGCUUUAUAAGGCUCUGUAUUAUCAGGGUAAUCCUUGCUGUGAAACUAAAGGACUCUGCUAUAUAACCUAUGUACAACGUAUAAACCUAAUCAGUUUAUAAGUCCUGGCAGCACAUGCAGCUUGACAUAAAUGGAGAGCUGUAUAAGAUGAAGCUAAUUAUUUUGAAGACCAAGUGCAUUGCGAGGUCUGAUUCUGUUCUCAGUUGCAACAGUACAAUCUGAGAAUAGAUCUGAUAAAGCUGAAUGAGUAUAAUUUGAGUUUGUGUGAGAAAAGAAAAUUGGAAAGGCAAAAAGAAAAGGAAUUCACAUUUGAAGGCUGUUAUAAGCUGUGGUUGCAAAUUGUCUUCUGAAUUUUAGUAUGGACCCAGUUCUCACCCGGCUGCAAACAUUAAGAGCUUCCAAUGUGAUCUGGUUCAGAGCUAAAUACUCUUAUCUUUAGAUGCAAACUAAGAUUUUUCUAUUAUUAUACAGCUGUGAAAAUCAGAAGUAUGAUAUGUGAUUAAUGAUAAUUGAUUUCAAAAUAAUUGGAAAGCCUGUUUUAUUCGCUUGAUUAAAAUUUAAAAAAAUUUACUUUAAUAUUGUGCAUUAAUGACAUAUAAAUUAUAUAUAGAUCAGUAAGAUUGUACAAAACUGGCCUGGUAAACAGACUUCUUUCAUUCUUAAAAACAGUCAAGCUAGCAAGACUAAGAAGAAUUUAAUUAAGAUUCAGAAAAGAAAUAAAAAAUAACAGCAGUAAAGUAAGCCAAAAAAUAGGAUAAAGGCCAGUGGAGAAUAAAGGUCAAAGUACCUGCCUGUUCCUUGACUGUAUUGUGGCUUUUUUUGUCAUGCAAUGCGCUGUACUCUGGCUGACCUACAUAACGCAAUUGGUAUUUUUGGGGCCCAUCCAGAUUGAUGAGCAACACAAAUGUAUCCCCAUGUGCCUAAUAGACUCCUGAAUGAUUUGCACUUGUCAGUUGUCUAGCACAGAGAGUUUCUGUUGCAUGCACUAUUGUCAGAACAGAGAGGAUGGCAGAAACCUGACAGCGCUAAAAACAAUCUCUGUGGAAGGUUUAGUUUAUUAUCCAUUGUAAAUGUAUGCCUUCAAACUCACCCCCUAUCUGAUUUGCUGUUAUUAGAACACUUUAUAACCCAUUUUUCAGAUGAGCAAGAGGUCGGUUUGGCUAGAAACAGAAAAAUCUAAGCAUUUUCACAGCAAUAAAUCUGCUUGUAUAAUGAUUGCUUUUUUUUUCCUAUCAGUCGCAGCUCUUCACAUCCUAAAUAGCCCACUGAGUGGAGAUUGAAUGAUGGACAUUUGAGAUAUGAUCUGUCAUUUGAGAUUCAUUACAGGGUUUGUAUAUUGGACUUAGUACCAAACUGCCACUUCUGAUGUCAUUUUGCUGGGCUAUUUCCUUUUCACUCUGGCUAUAACCUCAAAGAAAAUGUGUUGGCAGCCUUGUAUUCCUCUAGCUGGCCUUUGUUUGAUGGUCCAGAACUAGGAAUUGUUGCCCUGGGAAGUAAAGCUAAUUUAAAUGUUUCUGCUCUCAAGAGCUUUCCUAUGCUUUUUGUUUGUUUAUAUUGUUUGUGACAUUUCUGAUCUUUGCUCUGGACCAAUAAACAUUGUAGAUGGGAGGUCAAUUGAGCUAUGUAGUAGUCAAAGCAUAAAUUACAAAAGCAGGCCUGAUAACUUGUUUGAAACGUACAAAUUCUGCAGCUGAUCAUAUUACCAAAAAUUAGCACACUGAGCUAUAGAACUGUUGAAGAUAAGUGUUCUGUUUAUUACUACAACUGUCUUCAGUUCAAGAGCAUUCUUACAUUAAAAAACCAAUACCCUAGAUAAAAUAAUUUCAGAAGCAUUCGGUUGUUAAAAAUAUAUAAUUUGGUAGAGUAUGAAUAAUAUGAUUCUCUAAGAACUAAAUGGUAUAGGAAGUAGGUAAUCUUCUUCUAUUAUUGAGCUUAAAGUAAGUACAAACACCUCUUUGCCUGGUCGCUCUGGUAUUAAGAAAAGAACCUGAAGUUAAAUUUCAGAGCCAAGAAUUUGAAGGGGAUAUUCUUUAUAUUAUUUUACUAAGACGUAUCUCUUACCAACCAAGGCAUGACAGAAUGAACUCAAAAAUUACUCCAGAAAUAAAAUGGAUAUAUUUUUUUAACAUUACUACAUUAUUUUUCUCUUUUCUUUUUUUUUCUUCUUUUUUUUCUUUUUAACCGAAUGUUAGCUCUUUUCCGUCCUCUCCAGUCAUUCAGAUAAAAUAAAUGCCUACUAAGCCCUCAGUCCCUAGUACAUUUGGUGGUGGAUAAGGCAGUGCAAGAUGGUGGAAGGGGCUGCAGCACAUGACCACAGUUGAGGAACUCUGCAGACCUGAAGUACCCACAGGGUCAUUUGGCUGUCAUGCUUAGUCAGGAGGAUAUAAAUGAAACUACAGUCUCAAUACAUCACCACAUUUCUCCUGCUGUAGGAGUGAAAACAAAGAUGAGCCUAGAAAGAGAUUGUCUUAUCUGGUUAGGGUGCAGUCCAGUAAAAGACAGUUAGAAGAAACAGCUGUGAGGAUCAGAUAACCUCAAAUCUGGACUCCCUCACAGCAGCUCCCAUCCCAUCCAACCCCAUCCCAUUGUUUUCUCUGCACUUGCCUUGUAGGGUGUAUUAGAAGUACAAAGUUUGCUGUGAACCCUCGGAUUGGAGUACAUGUGAAAAGUCUUCGCAGGAAGUACAUUUCUUCUCUCCUGUGAAGAGAGCAAAGCAAAGCAGGAGCAAAGCAUUAUAUAUAUUUGUGUGUAUGUGCUCUUAGUUCACAAACCAUUUUUUACAUCUCCACAGAAUGCACGUUUGAGGUAAUAUCCUGACACUUCCUGUGAAGUGAAAAGGAGGUUUUAGAAGGUCAGUUUGGGCUCAAAAUAUUCUCACACUUCUGCUACAUAGCUCCAGGGUGUGAACAGACACUCAAAGAAAUAAAUAAAAAUAAACAAAUAAAGCAAAAUAGCAAUUCAGUUCCUAAGCCCUAUUUCAAGCAAUUAUUCAGGGCUGCUUCUUCCAAAGCAGACUGUUUUUUCUUGCAGUUUCGUAGGAAAGUUUUAAAUUUUCUUUUCAUUACUUGCAUGACAGGUAAAUCACAGGGAGAUUAUACUUUUUUUUUUAGAAAGCUCCAUCCUUCAUUGCAAGUUUAAGAUGCAAAUGACAAUGAAUAUACAGACUUAGAAGAAAUUGUUUGCUGCAGUUAGUAUUCUCAGGUGAACACUGCAACUCUAAUUAAGUUCUUAGGGACAUUUCAGUAGACAAUUUAAACAAUUAGUAUUAUGUGUAUAACUCCAGCAUCACAUUAGAGUGUUGGACAUUUGUCUUCUUAAAACCUAGGCAACUUAAAAUGGAACAAUUAUGUAAAUACAAAGCAGAGAGGGAAACAGCUACACAACUAUCUCCUCAUCUAUCUCAACAAAUUGUUCAGUGACAUCAGGUUCUUUCUUUGAGAUUACCAACCUAUGUCUACCUCAGCUAAACACAUGAAUCAUUGCAAAUCAUGAAGACAUCUGGGGAAAAAUUGUUGCACUAGGCACACUCAAAUAUUUGUUACAUCCCAAAACAGAUUUCAUGCUUUUCUAUGCCUGCACAUAAGUAUUUAAAUGUGUAAUUGUUUAAUCAUAGAACAAUGCAACAAAAUAAGUAGCCUUUUCAUAAAAAUUGAAGGAAGCCCCAAACAUCUGUGUUUGUCUGGAGGACCAUAUCUUCCAUAUAUUGCAAAAUGAAGACAAGCUUUUAAUCAGAUCAUUGCUAAGUAGCACCGUGACACAGUUGGGUAGCUGGAGGUGACAGAGGAUGUGAGGAACACAGUGCAGACCUUUGCUGAUCAUGGCAUGGUGAUACGUGAUGAACUCUCAACCAGUCCUGCUGUCAUGGGUGAUUACAAACAUUCUUUGCCUGUAGGACACUAAAUACUCAAAUUUCUCAGGUACUUCCUUCCCAUCUUGAGUGCUAUCUGAAGUCAUUUGUAUAAUCUUGCUAGAGGUAGAAAAUGUUCUUUCUACAUGACAAGAUCUACCUGAAUCACAGGAAUAUCUGCCAGAGUUCCUGUCAUGGUGUAUAAUAAUUUGUGUUGAUUGGGUUUAUCUCCUAUUUUCUGCACUUACAUUUUCACUAUUCUUGUCUCAUAAACAAGACAAGCUAUUCAAUGCUAUACAUGUCAAUGCUAUAUAUGAAAGAGCAUUUCUACUGUUUUUUGUUCUUUUUUCUUUUUUUUUUUACUGUUUGAUAUUUUUAAGAUAGAUAAACAUCAGCAAAGACUCUUGACAACUUGAUCUUUAUGACAUGUUGGAGAAAAUAUCUUUGUUCCUUCAUCUUAAGCAUGAUAUGCUUCUUUUAGGACCUUGGAAAAGAGCAGUCUAGAAAAUAAGGGGCUGGGGACAGACUGAUUGAUCUAUAGGUAUUAUUUGCAAAGAUGUUUUUACUCCUUGUUGCUCUCCAUACUAUUUUUUGUUUCAUUUAGUUUGUUUUUCAUAAGGAGAUAGACAGCAAGACUGAGGAGGUAUCAUUGCAAUACAUUAGACUAGUGAGGGCAUAAAUACCUUGAAAAGAAAGUAGGUGAGCUCCAGAGAACUGAAAGUCUUCUACCUGUGUAUAGGUAAUUGGUUCAAAGAGCUGCUGGAUUUCCUCUGCUCUCACUUUAGUCAGUUCUCCACCUCAAAGACACUUCAACAAAGGUGUUUCAAAUGGGAAAAUAGUGCUUUCAGGUGCUCCUCUCCAAAAUGCAUGGGCUCGAACGCAGUGAGUUUGAUGCUACACACUCACAGUUCGAUUAAGAUUCUGUGAGAAACCUGAACUUUCUUUCUUUCAGUUUGUUCUGAUUGCCAUCUUUUGGCUUGCUAAGAUUCUCCACAGACUCAAAGACUAAAAUCAGUUAUAAAUCAGUUAAAAUCAGAUAAAAUCAGUUUUCUCUCAAGGUUAAUAAAUGAUUACCUAUAGUAUCAUCACUGGUUGUUUUGAAUAGCUGACUAGAAAAUACUAAUUUGCACCUUUUUCCUUCUCUUCCUCCUAUCCUCGUGCCCAAGAUAAUCACCAUUUAUAACUUUUUCUAAAUGUCCAUUGAAGAUCUGAUUUAGCCUUUUUACUGAGUCAGCAAGCACAGACGUAAUUAUAUAUAACAUCUUGAUUUCAUUGUGAAGACUUGCAGACUCAUUAAUGCUUUUAUCUUAUUCCUGUCCAGAAGCAAAUAAUAUUAAAGUAGGCAACUGCACAAUGUUGGGCAGUGGUGUGACAACCAAUGUAGUUAGUGACGUGAAGAUACUAAGAGACAAAAUACUAAUCUUAGAUCAUACAAAAAUAAAUAAAUAAAUAAAUAAAUAAAUUAAACAUUCCUCCCAACAUUACUUCUUAAAUCCAGCGAUGUAGUUUAAAUCAAUUUUUAGUCACAUAUGAAUUUUGCAAAUAAAGCACAGUAUUAAGUCUGUGCAGCUACUAGUGUCAUGUUACCAUUCAUAAUACAAUAAUACAAUAAAUGUAAGCAAAUGAACCAUCUCACAGGUAAACAUUUUAUUAAUAUAUAGUACAUAUGUAGAUCACUCUGAAAGUAAUGCCUCCUAUUUAUUUCCAUGGAAACUACAAUAGUUCAAAGAGAACAAUAACACUAUAAGACUGAGAAAAUUCUCAGCUACAAAACAAUGUUUUUCAACAGUCACCACCAACAGCUAUGCAUUUUUUGCACCAGCAGAGCUUACCCACUGUUUCACGGCUGCUAUGGCAGUGUUCUUGCUAAGAUAUGUGUAGCCCAUGGAGUCAAUCCUUCACCAGCCCAAACAGAUGAAAGUCAGAAGGUGCCAAAUCCAGACUGUACCACUGCUGUGGUAGGACAGUCCAGCCAAGAGUGCCAAUGUGCUCCAUGGUCUUCAAACUGAUGUUUUGGGGUUCUGGUGUUAUCGUGUUGCAAUAGAAAGGGUAUCUUUUUCUUUGUGUUGACUCUGAAAGUUCAAGGCUUAGUCACGUUGUGAUGUAGCAGUCACAGUUGAUGCUUUGUCUGGGUUUCUGGAAAUCCUUCAGGAAUUGCCCCUUUUCCAUGUCAAAAGACAAUGCACAUGCCUUUACCCAGUAAGGGCUAUGUCUUGAACUUUUUCUUUGAUGGGGAAUUCACAUGUCAUCAGUCCAUGGCCAAUAUUCAGCUCCAUACACAGAUUGCUGGUCGGAAUCCACCAAUGAGUGCAGAUGAGCUGAUGGAGACCUUCAUAUUGCGGUAUGACAGCUGUACAGACCUGUCCAGAAUGUGAUUUGUCUUUCAUGGCAUGCCUAAAUUCUUCACCCCUUCAUCUCACCAUGCUGACAUACACUGUUUUGUCUCCAAAAACAUUCAGCAAGCAUCAGUGAGUGUCAAUUUUUUCCACAUAGAUAAAUUGAAUGCCACAUCUUUGCUUCACUUCACUUCAGUGUUGGACACCAUUGUGUCCGACUGCCCCUCUGCUGCCAUCUCUCUCAUGGCAACAAUAUAUAACAGGAUCUUGGUGGGAAAGUUCAACCUCUACUGCUGUACCACAAACAUCCACCUCUAAUGUCGUGAGCCAAAGUCAUAAAAUAGGAGGCAUUAUCUUCAGAGCAGUGCUUGUAACUGCACUUUCUUCAGAAGAUAAGAAAGCAAAAUGACCAAAAACUUUACAAGAAAGAACAAGUGCCUACUUGCAAUAGUAAAAGAAAUACUGCAGCAGUUUCACUUUUACAAACAGCUGCAAAUGCAAUACAAAUAAAGAAAGAUAAAUCUGUAGAGAAAUACUUGAUAGCGUAAGUGCAGCAUCUUUUUGCUAUAAACAAUUUGUUCAGUGGAUUUAGCUUUCUUAAUUUUAUUUAGCUCUGGAGGAGCUGAUUCUACAUAAGCACAGUGCAACACAGAACUCAUGUAACAGUCUCUUCUUGAGAGUGCACUAUUCAAAGCAAAUUGCUGGAAAGCACUUUAUUGCAAAAGCUUUCAGUUGGCCUUCCAACAUACUAGGAACAGUAGAUGAAGUGCUCUGUAUCUCCUGCUAAGUACAUGUAUGCACAUUACAGGUGUAAAGUUAUAUUCACCAACUUUACAAAGUUUGCAUUGAUGGAAAUAAGCAAGUACCAUCCUGAGCUUUGAGAUCAUUCUUAAUUUGCUCUGUGGUUGACAGAAGUCAGAAAUUAUUCUACACAAGUCAAGAGUAUUAAUACAGUGUCUGAUCAGAAUGAAGAAGAGCAGAAUCCAGCCCAGAGCUGACAAACAUAGAUUUCUGAUUAUUCCACAAUUUAAUUUUCAAGUUCGGAAUCAUUGCCUUUUCCAAAUGUCCAUUACUGUUGCUAUAUAAACCACAGAUUAACAUAUGCAUACAUAUCAAGCUUUUCUUUAAGUCUGCAGGUAUGGUGGAAAGCUGGAAACUUUAUAGACUUUGUGCAGAAUCAUUGAAGUUAAAACAGAAACACAAAAGUAGAGGCACAUCAAUAAUUAUAUUUAUGGAUAUUGUAUAUUAAGAUAUUUUACUUAAAGAGAUCAACUUAUAUUUAUUUUUUAAAAAAAUAGAUGGGUCAUAGCUAAGAACAACUGCAUUUUUGUAAUAAUCAUGUACACAUUGCUGAGAAGCAAGAAAGGUGUGAUCAAAAUGUUGUCUAGUUUCAGUGUAUAUUACUUUAAAAAGAAACACGUUUGAUCUUACAGUAAACCUUCAGAAAAUUCAACAAGACUGGUAUAUAAAGCAAAACAGCUCAUUGUAAUAAGUAUAGGACAUUAAAACUUCUUGUAUUUUCUUCAAUUUUUAUUCUUAUGGGAGAAAUGAUAUCACUCACUAAAUAUGAAUGCUGCACAUGUUAGCAAUAGAAAUAUUGAUUUUUGUAAUUUUGCACUUGCCUUAACUUUUCCACACAUAUAUACACAAUUAACAUAUGUAGGGGGAAAAAAAACAAAAACACAACAUAAUUGAGGGAAAUAAAACCCACAAAAGUAGGCAAGUUCUGUAUCAGAUAUAAUUUUUUGUAUUAUUUAAUGAAUAAUGACACAUGAACAUACUAGAAUCCUUGUGAAGAGUAUAGGAGCACAUGAUGCUGUAGGUUUGUUAAAGCACAAGGUGUACUUUGUCUAGAUUAAAAAAAAAAAAAGAAAGAAACAACAACAAAAAAACUUUUUGUGUGACUUUGCUUUAGGUUUAAGAAAGUUGGAUGUUUAAAAAAUAUCUUUAUUACUUGAAUAUGAAUAUUUUUGUAUUAUAAUAUCUGAAGAAGGUUUUAAAAGAAACAAAAAAUAUAACCUACUUGCUUUAUGGUGUGCAACUUUUAGAGAAAAAUAAACAGGGUAUGUGUCCAGUUUGUAAAAAAAAUGUUCUCCUUUCAAGAUUACUCUUUCACUGGCUAAAUGCAAGGUUAUGACAACUUGAAAUACUUUUUUUUUUUUUUCUUUUUUUUUGUGAACCAACAAAAAAAUAAAGCAAUGUGAGUAAGUUGCGUAUGCAAACUUUUUUAAAAGGAUUUUUUUUUCUAAUGGCAAUAUGAAUUUAACAACAUAAUAGGAAAGGCUUGGAAGGUUCCAGUUCUAUGGUUUGACUUGCAUGACAUAGUGGGCUAGAGAAUAUGCAUGGGUUAAGUUGGUACAGCUCCAACCAGAUGCAAUGGAACUGCUCUGGCUUACAUCAGGAGGAAACGUGACCUUUUGUGUAAGAGUACAUACAACAGUAAAAGUCCCUCCAUUAAUAUUUUCCUUCCUUUUGUUUUCCUUUUGUUCUACUGUUUUGUUUCUUGUGUAUGAGGCAUAUAUUCUAUGUCUAUAAUUUUCUUAAAAACACAAAGGGUGAUGGAUUUGCUUAUGAUAAAUCAAGUAGUACAGUCUCACAACUCUCUGAGGGAAAGACUGAGUGCAAGCCUGUGUUGGACAUCUGCAUUCCUCCAUUUUUCCACCAUUUUAGCUCCUCUGGAACCACAGGGUAGCCAAGGAAAAGACAAAUAUGGCAGUGAGUAGGUUUUUUUGGUGCUUGUGUGGUGUGUAUGAACAGAGUGGGAGAGCCUGAGUGAUAAUGGAACCGUAGAGAAAUAGAACCAGCUCAUCACCACAAUGUUAUCAUUGUACACAUGAAAGUUAACAAGAAAAUGUCCAAACAAGCAUUAUUGAAAACCUGAAUUCUUGUUUUUCCUUUUUAAAUUUGGUGAAUGCCUGAGUCAGGAAAAAUUCCAUCCUUGAUUUUCUGAAUAAACUAUAAGGUCCAUGGUUCUUUUCUUGACUGCAGUGGCAUAAAUCAGGAGUAUCACUAUCCAGUGCAAUGGGUUAGGAUUCAUCUUACAGUCACUUGACAUGGAAUCAUUGUCUUAUUAGCUUUUCCAUCAAGACCCUCUUCUCCUCAACUUUCUGAAAGAUGUAAGAAGCAUUUUACUUAUUUCCACUCUUCCAUUUUAUUUGAUUUUUUCAUUUGUAUAAACCUUCAGAUUCCAAGAGGAUUGUUCCAUAUUUGAAACUCUGUGACGCAAGAACUUUAAACACUGCAGUAAGGGAUAGGCAGCACAUCACAGUAGUUCUUACAGAGUCUGAACAUAUGCCAUAGCUGGAACUUAAGUUUGCAGAAGAGAUAGCAUUCUUCUUGAAUCAGGGGCCCAGACCAUAGAUCUGCUGAUGUGGUUUCAGUUCACGAGUGUCAGAAGACUUUGAAGACAUGACAAAUGGAUCAAUUUACCUGCAGCAACAUGUAUUUAAACACAUUUUUUAUAAAACCAUUUUAUUUUGCAACUGGAGUCUGGAGCCCGGAGUCAAGCUGACUUAUUUUACAAGAUAUUGUUUCUGCCGACAGUCACCUUUUGUAAUUUGAAGCUGCCUGUUACAUCUACUUCUCAUGAAAUUUUUAUAUUUGCCAUUUGAAAUAUCAGUAAGACCAUCUGGUUAAAAAAUCAUAGUUUAACCAAUAUCAGUGUGAUUCAUUGGCCUGGUACGGUGGCAAGAAAUGUAUUUAGCAUUCUGUUAAACAUCAUAUGAAUUACAAUUGCUCAACUGUCAGCAUGUCAAGUGCACAGAACUAUGGGAUCCACUGUAAAUUCAAAAUAUUUAUGUAUAUUUAGUUACAUUUUUUAAAAUAUUGCUAUUAAACAGACAUUAAUAAAAAAAUAAAUAACAGAGGAUUCUAUUCUUUACUACAUUACUCUGCAUUCCUUACUGCUCUUGGACUUACUAUGAGAUGAAUACAAAUGCGGGAAUUAUGUUAAUUUCUGGUAUUCUUUCCCAAAAUUAUACAUAUGUAAAUGAGGAAGCACGCCAUAUAAUGCUGCAUACUUGAGGAGAGACAACCAAAGGAAAAAGUAAGUAAGUAAGUAAGAUUUCUUGAAAGGCACUCGAGUUCUGAUUCCAAAAUGUAAAUAAAUACAGAGUAAAAAGACAAACAGAAAAGGAAAAAAGAGAAACAGUGAGCUCCAAAUGAAAAUACUUUGAGUUCUUCUGGCAAGCUUGCUUGGAGACUUCUGACUUGCAUCACUGAGAGGGGCAAACUGAGACUACACAUAUCAUGACUGACAAAAUUGCAGAAUCAUUCCUUUUCUACUACUAUGAUUUCUGAACUGCUUUACAUUCCAGUUACAUUCAGCAUAAAGUGAUAUUCGCACCACAAAAUCAAAUUGCUCUUCUAUUAGGUCAUAAUCACUGAUGGAACUUAACCAGUUUAGUAUAUUCUCCAUACUUACAUUAUAGGGGAUUAUGCAUCAAACAAAGUGAAGUUAGGACAGAUUAUCUGCCCUUUUGGCUACAAUGGUGACAGCUGUCAGAAGCAAACAGUCCAAAUAUUUGACAUGGGAACAUACCAUGGCUUCUCUUACUGCAACACUGGGUAUGCAGACAGCGACAGCCAUUCGAGAGAUUUUGUUUCCAGCAUUUGUAAUUCUGCACGCUGUAGGAGCAUCGUAAGUACUAGUCUGACUGGAAAGAGUGUAA